AUGGAAGUCUCGGAGGAUUUAACCCUUCACUGGGAAGAAGAUGUUGGAAAUGUUAUCCACGAAGAAGUCAUAUGUGAUCUAGAAGAUAACCUGACCGAUCAAGAUGGUGAGGUUAUUGGGGCUUGUGAAGAAGUUUGUGUUGAAGAGACAGUUCAAACAAUAAUUGACUCAAAUUCAUCAACACAUAAUUUACCAUCGGAUACUGAAAUAUUAAUGGUGCCACAAUCGAAUGAUAUAGAAUCUAUUUAUAUUAUGCCACAAGAAGAUCAAGGGCACGAUUAUUUAAAUAUUCAAGUUACAGAAGAAGUCAUCACUGAUAACUGGGAUCGCUCGGGUCCAGAUGAUGGAGUUGAGAUCCCAGAAACAAAAGUAUCACAUGACAAUUUAUUAGAAUAUGAUGAUAUGGAGAUUCCGAUUGAACAAGAUCCUUACACCAAUACACGACCUUAUCCGUGUGAUUUCUGUAGCCGAAGGUUUCGCAAAAAAGCAAAUCUUAUGAAUCAUAUGACAACACAUCAAAACGAUCGACCGCACAGUUGUAAUCUUUGUGGUGCACGUUAUGUAAGGAAAUCUGAUUUAAUGAAUCAUUUGAAAACACAUGCAUAUGCACCGCCUCGUGAAGGUUCCGAUGAUGAUUUGAAUGACGAGGAUUCUCUUGCUCUAGAAGAUGAUGAUGAUAUUAUAAAGGGUCGUCGUAAAAAGAUUCAAUCUUCUGUACCAAGAAAGCGAAAAAAUAAUGCAACUGUUAUUGCAAAACAUAAUAUAAGUCCUGAUGUUUUAACUAAAUUGGACAAAUUUGGAAGAAAGUCUUAUGACUACGUUGAAGAAGACUUGCAUUUUGUAGAUGAUAUAACAACACGGGGUGCAAAUUCAAAAGCUUCGAGUUCACGUUGGACAGAGUCGUUGAUUGUCACAGACUCUCAACCUCCUCGAUGGCCUAUUUCUGAUCCUACAAAGCCCUAUGUUUGUCAGUACUGCGGAAUGGGAUUUGCUCGUGAAAAAGCUUUAGCAUCACACUCCCGAUUUCACGCUGGCGAUAGCCCUUAUGAGUGCUCCAAUUGUAGUGAUAUGUUUUGGGAUCCCAAUGCACUUCGUGAACAUAUGCGAGUUAAACAUGGACUUCCAUCGAGUGACAUUGAUUACGACAUAAAUGAAACUUAUACUAAUGACGAAAGAUUUGGACAAUUUUAUUGUGAUGUAUGCGCUGUUGCAUUUGAUCGUAUUGAUCUAUUAAAGCGCCAUCGUAAAAUUCAUGUUAAACAAGAGACGGAAGAAGUAGAAGAAGAAUCAAACCAACAUCAUGUUUGCAAUGUUUGUGGAGAGUGGUUUGAAGAGGCACUUGCACUUCUUGCACAUGCUGAACUUCAUGCAUCAAGAUCACCUAGUCGUCGAUGUCUUCUUUGUGGUGCAAAAUGUCGUGAUGAUGCUGAAGUUGCAGAACAUCUACGACAAAAUCAUGCUGAUGAUGCUCCACCGAAUACAUGUACACUUUGUGGUAAAACAUGCAAAGAUAAACGAAGCCUAUUAAAACAUUCUUGGGUUCACAAUGUUGAUAAAACAUUUGGUUGUACUAAAUGUGGAAAAAGUUUUCACAGCAAAGCUCGGCUUCGGCGACACAUGGUAUCACAUCGUAAUAAGAUGGUAGCUUGUGAUGAAUGCGGUGAAGAAUUUCCUGAUGGGCGCGCUCUUGUUAGCCAUCGUCAUUCACACAAUAAAGAAUUGGGUGGAAGAACAUUUCCAUGUCGGGAAUGUGGUAAAACUUUUGGUAGCCGCAGUUCUCAGCAAAUUCAUUUACGUAUUCAUACAGGUGAAAGACCGUAUGGUUGUAGAUUUUGUUGGAAAGCUUUUGCUGAUGGUGGUACAUUAAGAAAACAUGAAAGAAUUCACACUGGUGAAAAACCGUACGGUUGUGCAAUUUGUCCUCGAGCUUUUAAUCAACGUGUCGUUCUUAGAGAGCAUGUUCGUGCACAUCAUUCGGGACCUGAUCCUAAAUAUCACGGAAGCUUAACGCCAUUUUUUUGCAAAGUUUGUAACAAUUUAUUUGGUACAUCUGAAGAAAUCGUUCUUCAUAUAGUGCAACAUUGUGACGAGAAUACAGCACUUCGUCGGCAACCACAAGUUGGACCAAGAAAAUAUAAACGUAGACGUAAACUCAAGUCUCAUGAGUCACCUUUACCAGCUCUUACCUCACAGUCAAAUGAAAAUUUUAAUACAUUAGAAUUUGGUUCAGAAUCUGAUGAUAAUACAAAAAGAAAACUUGGAAGAAAAAAUAAGCAAAAUCGUUCAAGUGUUGAGGAAGGUUAUCAAAAUGUUUUAAAAAGUUUUGAAAGUUCUUUACAGAAUAUUAAUUCAAUUGUUAAUAAUUCAAAGACUUUAAGUUCAGCUAAAACAAGACUUACGAAAAAGAAAUUGAAAAAAGACGAGAAGAAAGUUGGUGAAACUCAAUUACAAGCUCAACCUGGUCGGCCGCGAAUGAUACAUACUCAAAAAACAAGAGUACCUGUUGAGUUAGGAACAGAUGGAGCUAAAAAAGGCCAGAAAACUAAAACUAUGGUCACAAGAACUCCUAAAGUCAUACCCACUGAACAUAAACUUGGAAUUUUCCCUGGUGGUGAAAGAAAUCGCCCAAGAACAAAAAAUGUCAGUUAUCACAGUGAUGGUAAAGUUCAAGCUACGCUUGCAACAUUUCCAAAGCCAAAAGAUUCAUCAGAUGAUAUUGCGCCACCAGUACAAUCGAUUAAUCCAGAAAAUAUUAAAAUGGAAAUGAUUGCUGCACCCAAUAAUAUAACAAUUAAUUAUGAAAGUAAUAAUGGUAAUCUCGAAAAUGUUAAAAGUAAACAAGAAUCGUUAUCAAAGAAAAAAGUUGUUAAAGGAAAACCUGGAAGACGUGCAGUAAAACAAGUAACAAUAAAACAAGAACCUCAAGAUAUAGAGAUACAUGAAGAAAUCGGUAGCAAAAAUAAUGAAGAGUACGCGUCAUCCACAAUUUAUAAUGAACCUGAAAUAGAUGGUAGUAAUAUGGAAGUAGCAUUUGAAGCUAAUGUCAUUGCAGAUGAAGAAGAACAUGAAGCAAUACUUCCAGACUUGGAUGGUGUCAAUCACGAUGAAAACUUGACAAAUAACGUCAAAUUAAGUGUAAAAGUUGAAUCGACAACGCAGCAUCAACAUAUUAUGUCAAAUGUCAGUGAAGAUGUUCCUGAAACUAUUAUCCCUGAUACUAUUGAGUAUACGUGUGAGAUGUGUGCUGCUGUAUUUUCAAGCCGUAAUGAACUUUUAAAUCACGUACCUAUACACAUUUGA
This is a messenger RNA of Cotesia congregata, 3300 nucleotides long. NCBI's taxonomy places the organism in Eukaryota, Metazoa, Arthropoda, Insecta, Hymenoptera, Braconidae. The record is from the annotation of a GenBank genome assembly.